GCCGGUACGCGAUAGUCGAAGAAUCCUCCCGGACGGUCGGUCCGCGCCGCCCGGAGCUCUCUCGACGCGCAACCACCGCAGUUUGUGUCCGCCCGUUGCGGAGUGCGAUCGUGUUUUCGUACCGGUGUUGAGUAUCAGUGUGUACGCGUGUACGCGUGCGAUUGUGUCACCGUGUGUAUGUGUGUGUGUGUGUGUGUGUGUACCGUCCGUGCACGUGUGCGAUGAGGUCUACGUGAUCGCCGCCGCGGUGCUUUUGUAAUAUUCCGAUCCGAGGGGUUCGCGUCACGCGCCCGCCGUCGAUCGUACGCGAUCCACACCACCCUCGCGCCCCGUGCACAUCGUCAUGACUCGGUUCCGGACGACCGUUUAGUGGUCAGGGUCCGCCGCCCGUGAGCAGGACGAGAUUACCGGACUCGGCGGUGUGAUGGCCAGCGUGGGCCACUCCAAGGUGUUCAUACUCGACAAGUAUUUCACGGAGUUGCAGAAGUUUUGGGAGACGGAGAUCAAGUUGCAAGACGCUUCUUGUUCGAACGAGGCUGUGCACUUGCAGCAGCGGUUGCGAAGCCUGAGCACCGAGCUGGUCACGCUCCGGAACAGCCUGAGCCAUCCGGUUCAAGGAGCGGCACCCGGCGGCCAGGGCUGUCCGCAACCGGCGUCAGUCAAACAGUCACCCGGAUCGAAUUUCACCGGCAACGCCAACACCAACACUAACACCAACAACAACAACAACAGCAACAGUAGCAGCAACAACAACAACAACUGCAGCAGCAGCAACAACAAUAACAACAACAUACUGGCAGUCGGAAAAUCCACGUCCAGCAGCCCGUCAAAAUCGACCUUACCGCCCCCGGUGUUACCGAGGACUUCGUUACCCGCUUUACCCGUUACAGAUAAACUGUUCAAGGGCAAAGAAGAGUCGCAAAACGGCGGCCACUGCGCCGCCACCGCAAAGUGUUUAAAUGCCGCGUCGUCGUCGUCGUUGUCGUCGGCCACGCAGCAGCAGCAGCAAAAGACUGAUACGAGCCAGCAGCAGUCGCACCGUCGAUCGUCGCAUGGACCCGCGACAGCCUCCGCCGCCGCCGCCGCCGACUCCGCUGGCAAUGUACCCGGCGGCGGCGGGUCGACCUCUGCGGUGGACGGCGGCGGUGACCUGAUCCAUCUUCCCGGGCCGUUGACCGAGGACGCCGUGCUCAAGGCGCUGCACAGUCGGUUCUGUGCGACGCAAAUGUUUACCAACGUGGGUCCGAUCCUGUUGUGUAUGAACUCGUAUAAAGACGUCGGUAACCCAAUGACGCUUACCAGCAUGAGAGGUGCUACUUUGGAUUUCAAGUUGCACAAGGUUAUCUUGGACGCGGUCAGACAGCAAACCGAAUCCGGUUACCCGCAAGCUAUCAUACUUUCCGGUGUUAGCGGCUCCGGGAAAACGUACGCUUCGAUGUUACUAUUGAGGCAGUUGUUCGACGUGGCCGGUGGCGGACCUGAAACGGACGCUUUUAAACAUUUGGCCGCCGCGUUCACCGUGCUCAGGUCUCUGGGAUCCGCCAAAACGUCUUCGAACUCGGAAUCUAGUCGAAUCGGUCAUUUCAUCGAAGUGCAAGUGACCGACGGCGCCCUGUACAGGACCAAGAUACACUGUUAUUUCUUGGACCAGACACGCGUGGUGCACCCUUUGCCCAACGAGAAGAACUAUCACAUAUUUUACCAGAUGCUCGCUGGUCUCAGCCAAGAGGAAAGAGUGAAGCUGAACCUGGAAGGGUAUUCGCCGACAAACCUCCAGUAUCUGAUGCAGGGGGACACCAGGCAAGAUGAAGCCGAGGACGCGGCCAGAUUCCAGUCGUGGAAAUCGUGUUUAGGUCUUCUGGGUAUCCCGUUCAUGGACGUGGUGAGGGUUCUGGCCGCGGUGUUGCUGUUGGGCAACGUCAACUUCGUGGACAACGGAUCCGGCGAAGUGGUGGCCAAGGGCGAGACCGAGUUGGCGUCGGUGGCCAGGCUGCUCGGCAUCACGCUCCCGUCGCUGUUCCGCGGCAUCACCACCCGCACACAUUCCGAGACCACCCGAGGCAACACCCAAUUGAUAAAAACCACCUGCGACGCGAACACGGCGAACUCGAUUCGGGAUUCUCUGGCCAAAGCGCUGUACUGCCGGACCGUGGCCACCAUAGUGCGCCGGGCGAACAGUCUGAAACGACUGGGCUCGACGUUGGGCACGUUGAGCAGCGACUCCAACGACUCGGUGCACAACCAAGCCGAAGUGGCCAGCCAGCACGCGUCCACCGUCGGCACGGCCGGCUCCAAGUCCAGCAAGUCCAUGGCCGCGCUGAACAACGCGGUGAACAUCGCGCGGCAUGCCACGGACGGGUCGAUCGGCAUCCUGGACAUGUUCGGUUUCGAAGAGCCAAAGCCCAGUCAACUGGAGCACUUGUGCAUUAACCUGUGCGCUGAAACGAUGCAACAUUUUUACAACACGCACAUAUUCAAAUCGAGCAUCGAGUCGUGUCGCGAUGAAGGAAUACACUGCGACGUAGAAGUAGAUUACGUUGACAACGUUCCAUGCAUCGAUCUCAUCUCAUCAUUGAGAACAGGACUGUUGAGCAUGUUGGACGUCGAGUGUUCUGUUUACGGGUCCGUUGAGCUGUAUUUGAGAAAAGUUAAAUCUCAGCACAGGAACAAUCCUAGGCUCUUCGAACCUAAGUCGGUAGACCAUCAAAGGUCUUUCGGCAUACAACAUUUUGCCGGUCGGGUGGUGUACGACGCUUCGGAUUUCCUCGAUACCAACAAGGACGUAGUGCCUGAUGAUUUGGUGUCCGUGUUCCACAAACAGUCGUGUUCGUUCGGUUUCGCCACACAUUUGUUCGGAAGCGAGCUAAAAGCGCUAUACAGCAUCGAAACGGUACCAAGAGGAAUUAAAUUCAGAAUAUCUCCGACGUCUCAUUCUGAUCUUUUAAAUGGCAACGAGCCUGUGUCGACACUUACCCAAGACUUCCACACUCGCCUGGACAACUUAUUAAGAUCAUUGGUGCACGCCAGACCUCAUUUCGUGCGUUGCAUCAAAGCGAACUCCACCGAAACACCGGAUAAAUUCGACCGUGCGGUGGUAAUGCGUCAAAUACGCUCGCUUCAAGUACUGGAAACUGUAAACCUUAUGGCAGGAGGUUAUCCCCAUCGAAUGCGGUACAAGGCCUUCAAUCUGAGGUACAAAAUGCUAGCACCGUUCAACAAGCUUCUGCGGACCGACGAUCGGGCGACAGAAGACUGUCAUCUGAUAUUGCAGUGUAUCGAAGACAAAAUAGACACAAAACAGAGUGAAGUGAGCAUGAGUUGGGCUUUCGGCAAACGACACGUAUUCCUGAGCGAGGGAGUAAGACAACAUUUGGAAAAGCUUCGAUGGCAAACUCAUCACAAUGCCGCUGUACUGAUACAAUGCACGUGGAGAAGUUGGAGGAGUAGAAGAAAAUGGCCGGGCACCAAAAGAGUCAUGAUGCAAAUGCAACAAGUGUCCAAUCCGAUUGUACAAUGUCUUAACAACAAAAUGGGAAUGAGUGGCAGAAAACUAAACAGUAUUAACUCAAAUAAAAUUUCCAAUCCUGGAAUAAACAACAGCAAUACAGCAACAUUGACAAGACCUAGGCCACAACCUAUCACAGGAACACCUCCACCUGAUCAGAUUGAAAAAUUUGAUCAGAAAAUAAUACAGACUUGUAAUCUUUUUGGAUUAAAUUUGGAGAGACCUCCACCAUUGCCACCUAGUCGAUCUUAUACAAUAUCAGGUAAUACUAAAAUGGGAUAUCCGCAGAGCCGUAUCAUGAAAAAAUCUUUUCCAGAAGAAGGAAACUGUGAUGUUACCCUAAUGAAAGGCGAUGCAGUUAUAGUUGUCGGUACAUCAAAUAGAAGGGGACACCUCGUUGUUGAACACUGUAACCGAAGUCUAGACGUGCCAUUCCAGUUCUUAGAACUGAAACCAAGACCUGUUGCUAUUUAAUAUUAUUUUAAAAUUCUUUUUUACUUUUGUUCAAUAUAUAUAUAUAUAUAUAUAUAUAUGAAUUAGAAUAAUUGAUGCUCAAACAUGUAACGUAUGAUCAAAUUUAAUUUAUAUACCUAUACACCUAAUGUAUAGGGAUUGUUAAUUUUACUGUGUAAAAAGUUAUCUAUACUGCCGAAAAAAUGUUUAUUCAAAUAACCGUUAGUUAAUGUGUAACGAUUUGUAUUAUAGAAUACAUUUUAGUAGAAAUUUAUAUUUUUCAUUCCUGUCAGUUAAAUAUUUAUGUGUAUUU
Sipha flava (yellow sugarcane aphid) is the source of this 4271-nucleotide messenger RNA. It is a transcript of the gene dachs, whose product is annotated as myosin-G heavy chain. Gene Ontology annotation, molecular function: actin filament binding; cytoskeletal motor activity; ATP binding. Gene Ontology annotation, cellular component: myosin complex; vesicle; actin cytoskeleton. The transcript is spliced from 18 exons. Bases 425 to 3979 code for a protein of 1184 amino acids. The record is from RefSeq and is a predicted model, not a curated record. NCBI's taxonomy places the organism in Eukaryota, Metazoa, Arthropoda, Insecta, Hemiptera, Aphididae. Gene Ontology annotation, biological process: actin filament organization; vesicle transport along actin filament.